Molecule: messenger RNA, 467 nt
Organism: Haliotis rufescens (red abalone)
Lineage: Eukaryota; Metazoa; Mollusca; Gastropoda; Lepetellida; Haliotidae
Product: BTB/POZ domain-containing protein 6-like
Exons: 2
Coding region: 85-351 (88 amino acids)
Biological process (GO): neurogenesis
Cellular component (GO): P-body; cytosol
Molecular function (GO): protein binding
Source: RefSeq, a predicted model, not a curated record
UUGUUUCAACUGGAAUAACAGGUGACAUCGAUCACACACCCUUUCGCGCUCGCCGUUUUUCAAGCUUUUGUUCUAAGUUCCACAAUGUCGCACGUAAGCCGAAAAUCUGGAUAUGCCGACAACUGGCAGUCGGGGAAGACUGUCACAGAGUGUAACCUACGCAUGCUCGACACGGAAGACUUCUGUGACGUCACCUUCCGUCUGGGCUCAGAGAAACAGGUGGUCCGAGCUCACCGCUACGUUCUCGUCAGUCGCAGCUGUGUCUUCCAUGCCAUGUUCUGUGGCCCCCUGGCGGAGAAAGGGGAGGUAACCAUCCCUGACAUUGAGGCAGACAUCUUCAAAGAGUUCUAGCGGUUUUACAAAUCAUCCUUUACCCUGAGAAAAUAACACCUUCCAUAAUCUAUGUUGAUUUUAUACCAAAGUCGCGAAGUUGCUGGGCCGACAGAAAUAUCUUCCUCCAUACUCAG